Alosa sapidissima (American shad) is the source of this 2422-nucleotide messenger RNA. It is a transcript of the gene slc25a43, whose product is annotated as solute carrier family 25 member 43. The record is from RefSeq and is a predicted model, not a curated record. Gene Ontology annotation, biological process: transmembrane transport. Lineage: Eukaryota; Metazoa; Chordata; Actinopteri; Clupeiformes; Clupeidae. The transcript is spliced from 5 exons. The coding region runs from base 109 to 1191 and encodes 360 amino acids.
GUUCUGCCAGUGGUGGUCAGCCAAACAAGGGUCUCGAUUUCAGUGAAGUAGCUUGUCCGACAGUGUAGUGGUUGGGAAUAAGCGGUUUAAAGAAUUGUAGGUUAGUUUAUGUGGGUUAUCUUAUGUAUUCGCGAUCACAUAAAGGCUGCUAGAAUAAUGGCAACAGUUAAAAAAGAUGAUAGAUUGACAAACUCGCAGGGGUUUCUCUGUGUUGGUUUUGCUGGGAUUUUCAGCAAAACUGUUACUUCCCCUUUGGAGGUGGUAAAAAUUGUAAGCCAAGUAGGUACAUUUCAUAGCAAAAGAGGCUUUAUUCACAGCUUUUUGCUAAUCUACCAGAAUGAAGGUCUACGUGCGUUUUGGAAGGGUAAUGUGGUUUCCUGUCUUCGACUGUUUCCUUACAGUGCAAUUCAUCUGGCAACUUACAAAAAGAUUGUCCACCAGCAUAUGGAUGGUUUGGGCCAUAUAUCACAGUGGCAAGCCAUAGUGGCUGGAGGCCUAGCAGGAAUAACUGCUGCACUCACCACAUACCCACUGGAAGUGGUAGAAACACGCCUCAUUGCCCAGAACUGCAGGCAGUCUACCUACAGGGGUGUGCUGCACACCAUGUCCAACAUCUACCACAAAGAGGGGCUCCUGGCUCUCUACAGGGGAUUCUCUCUCACUGUGAUUGGUGCCGUUCCAUUCUCUAUUGGCUGCUAUGCAGUCUACAUGAACCUGGAUAAGUUGUGGCAGGAACCACACUUUCGCUUCUCUUCUCUGCAGAACUUCAUUAAUGGUUGCCUAGCAGCAGGAGUAGCCCAGACUCUGUCGUUCCCCUUUGAGACGGUGAAACGAAAAAUGCAGGCUCAGAGUUCUCACCUGCCGCAUUAUGGUGGGGUUGAUGUCCACUUCAAUGGGAUGUUGGAUUGUUUCCGACAGGUCAUCAAAACCAAGGGCAUUCUAACCUUGUGGAGUGGUCUUACAGCCAACAUGGUGAAGAUUGUUCCCUAUUUUGGCCUACUCUUUACCUGCUUUGAGAUGUGCAAACAGGUUUGCCUAUACCGCAAUGGUUACAUUGUGUCCCCCCUGAGUUACAAGCUGAAACCAGGUGUGGAUCAGAGUUUGGGCCCUUAUGAAUUGCAGGAGGUCAAACGCUACCUCAGAAACAGGAAGUUUCAGCCACAGAACUCUUCCAUGGGAAACCGUUGGUGAGGUGAAGCCUCAAACUUUAAGGAUAAGUUUGCUGCUCAGUCAUCAUCCAUAGACUGUCCUGAUUUUUAAAAUGCAGAAGUCUUCUUGAAUUCUGAUGUUUUGAAUGACAUUGUUGUUUCUAGGUUGGUUUUACUGCCUAGCACUGCGGAUGUUUUUGGUGUAUCACCAGCAAUAUGUCUGGAUACAACAGAUCUUGUAAUUUCUAUGUUGUAUGUACUAUUGUCAAUAUGAAAUGCUGGCAGUCAAAUAUUUGCACAGGCAGAAAUAAUGUAUUAAUACCUCAAAAUGUGUUUAAUGUGAUUGCACAUGAAAAUGUUAUCAGAAUAGUCCGGCUACAACAGUGGCCAUAUGGCUGGAGUAAAGACAGUAAAGGACAUUUUAGUGGACAACAUGCAGGAAAUGUGAAUGACUAUUUUUGAUUGAUCCAUGGGGUUGGGUCAAUGCUUCUCUUUUAAAUAUCCUUAAUGUGUUUGUCCUCCAUUACUGAAGGUGCCUUGCCACUUACGUAUUACUUUUUUUUCUUUUCACAUCAUGGUAUUGUAUGGUACCAAUGUAUUAUAGAUGCAUCUGAGGACACACUACCCAGAUAGCAAAUGUUGUUAUCACAGUGUGUUGGAUCUAGCUGUGUUCUGAUGUAAAUCUUUGCGUAUCCACACCAGAUCAAUGUAGAUCCAUAACAGACAAUGCUGUUAGCUGUUAGUUAGAUCCUACCACAAAAACAAACCUAUAUACAGUAAUGACACUGUGCCCUCAUGUUGCACUCCAUUACCGCAUGGUAUUUAUGUGGAUAUUUAAUAAUUUAAAAUGAAUGCAAUGCAAGACCAUUUUAAAGGUCCCCUGUGUAACGGUUUCAAUUGUUAACAAAAUCAACAUUUCCCAUUCAUAAAUGUGGCCCCAUUCAUGUUUAAUUACCACCACCACCAAUUCGAAGCAUACCUAUUGGCUUAGAAAUCCUCAUUUUACAUCAACAUAGUGUAGGGGCUACUCUCCAUGUACGUGUGCCAUUUGAAAAUAAUGGUGGCCAGCAAGGGACAUGUGCGAAAUACAGCCGCAUACAGUUCAGUCUUUGGCGUCUGCAUAGAAAAAACAUUAGCUUGGAUUCAUCUGCAGAAUUUCCCUACAUUCAACAAUGUAAGUUACGAACCCAUCUUCUACAAGCCACAUGUCUUCCUAAAAUUCUGACAUUGAAAUUGUAUUUUCCAACUAAAUGAAUAAAGAGAAAAAUAACUUU